Messenger RNA from Pieris brassicae (large cabbage white), 2970 nucleotides. RefSeq names its product nucleolar protein 14 homolog. The record is from RefSeq and is a predicted model, not a curated record. Gene Ontology annotation, cellular component: small-subunit processome; Noc4p-Nop14p complex; nucleolus. Gene Ontology annotation, biological process: maturation of SSU-rRNA. The transcript has 10 exons. The coding region runs from base 76 to 2943 and encodes 955 amino acids. Lineage: Eukaryota; Metazoa; Arthropoda; Insecta; Lepidoptera; Pieridae.
CAUGUGUUUACAAAUUAUAUUUUAUUUUCUAACUUCUGUAACCUUAAAUUAGUAUUACAUUUUAUCUUGUGAAUAAUGGCCAAAGUUAAAAACAAGCGCAAUGCUGGAUUAGCUGAUAAGGUCCAUAAGAAGAAAUUAGAAGGGGUUAAAAAGAAGUUAAAUCCAUUUGAAGUACAUAUAAAUAAAGAAAAACUUAAAGUUUUAGGAAAGAAAUCUAAACAUGAUCGUGGUUUACCGGGCGUUUCAAGAGCUAAAGCUAUCCAAAAGCGCAAAGAAACAAUUGGAACUGAAAUGAAACUGUUAAACAAGACAAACACUUUUAUUGACCGUCGUAUUGGUGAAAAAAGUAACAAUCUCUCUGCUGAAGAUCGCAUGAUUGCGAGAUUUGCAGCAGAAAGAGCAAAGCAACACAACAAAAAAAGUAUUUAUAACUUAGCUGAUGAUGAGAUACUUACACACAGGGGACAAACAUUGGAGCAAAUUGAGAAGUUUGAUGACCCUCGAUCUGAUGAUGAAGAUGAGGACAAACCUUUUGGUGGAUUGGAUGAUGAUUUUGUAUCUGAAGGCCAUUUUGGAGGUGGCAUUCUCUCAAAAACAGAAUCAAAAGAUGGGGCAAAAUCACAUAAAGAUUUAAUAGAACAACUUAUAGCCGAAUCAAAAAAGCGCAAGGCUGAAAAACAAAAAGAAAAAGAACAAACAUUGGAUUUGACUGAGAAAUUAGAUAGUGAAUGGAAAGAUUUAAAGCCAGUUGUGUUUAAGAAGCAGAGUGAAUCCUUGAUUGAUAAGCUCUUGGCUGAUGCUGAAAAAGGACAGGAUUAUGAUAAAAUGAUGAGAGAGCUUAAAUUUGAUAGGAGAGGGACCCCAUCAGAUGCAUUAAAAAGUACAGAAAAGCAGCAAGAAGAAGAAAGGAAGAAAGUAGAAGAGAUGGAGAAACAAAGACAACAGAGGAUGAUGCCAGAAGAAGAAAUGCCUAAAACCGCCAAACCCACUGUUAAACAUAGGUCUGCAGAUGACUUGGAUGACAACUUUGCAUUUGACGAUGAGAAAGAGAUAAUGCUAGCAUAUGACAAGGAUGGCAAACCAUUAUUACCCGACCAUAUAUUGAAAGAUUACAAUGUGCCUAAUGCAAAAAAGAAAUUUGAUGAUGGAGUAUCUGACACAUCUUCAGAGGAAGGUGAUGAAAGUAAUGACGAAUCGGGCAGCGAUAACGAAUUUAAUGGUGAAGCUGACAGCGAAGACUAUGAUGAAAAUGAACAAAAAUUUGAAGAAAGCAAAGAAAUAGAGGAAAACAGCAAUAAUGGGAGUGACUUAAAAGUGUUUGAAAGUGAUGUCGAUGACGACAAAAGCAACUCCAAUAAUGAAGAAAAUGAGAAAGUUGAAAGUUCCAGUCAAAAUAAACUAAAACGCAAAAUAUCGCAUUGUGAAAUAAUACCUAAAAAAGUUAAAACAAUAAGCGAAGGUAGUGAUGAGAUUCUUGAAAAUCAUAUGAAUGAGAAUAAUGAGAAUAUCAGGAAGGAAAAUGUAAAAAGUGAUAAAAACUCUGAAGAUGAAAUUGAUGAUGAUGAUGAGAGUGGUGAUGAUGAAAGUAAUGAAGAUUCAGAAGUUGCCGGGAGUAAUAGUGUUGAGAAAGAAGAAAUGGAUGUAGUUGAAGAAGAACUUGGUUCUGUCUUUGAUGUGAAGUCUGCUGAAGGGGAUAAGCUGAAGGAAUUAUUAACGGGUAAAACGCCUUCUCAGCAGUCAACCGCGUUAUCUAAAUUAAUCAAAAGUUACGACCCUAGUUUAUCGCCAAACAACAAAGAGAUAUUGAGUAGAUUAUUCGCACAUCUAUUACAAUAUGUUCACGAUAUAUUUACGGAUUUGAACGAUGAGGGUGAUAUUAUAAAAGCAUUUUUAAUUUUUGAUAAAGUUGCACCAUAUUUUUAUGAUCUAAUUCACAUUAAUAAAGUAUCCACUAAGAAAUUUAUAGUAGAGUUACUCAAAGAAAAACACGAUCAAUUCAAACGUAACCCUAAAAAAGUGCCGGAUUUAAAUACAUUAAUAUUUUUUAAAUUAGUCUCCUUGCUUUACCCCACUUCCGAUUUUCGCCAUCCGGUCACAACACCAUCUUUAAUUUUUAUGACUGAAAUUUUAAGUUUAUCUCGGUUUAAAGAUGCAUAUUCAGUUUCUAGGGGACUUUUCAUUUUAACAAUGAUUUUAGAAUAUACAGUCCUAUCGAAACGUUUCGUACCGUCAGCAUUAAAUUUUUUAAGGGGAUUAUUUUAUUUGUCCGCGAAUACGUCGGUUCUCAAUCCAGUGCAAGUCGUUCCGCCGUUCCGGUUACAUAAAGAUAGUAAAAUUUUAAAUUUAGAACAAGAUUGUUCCAAAAUGGAAGUUGAUGACAAAAUGUCGGCAAAGGAUUUAGUGUGUGAAAUGGACGAUGCCUUUAAAAUAAAAUGUUUACAUAAUUCAGUUCUCAUGUUAAGGGAAUUUUUCAAUAAUUAUAUAGAGAUCGACGCGUUAAAAGCGUUAUUUGAGCCACACAUGCAGUUGUUAGGUCGGAUAGAUAUAGAAUGGUAUCCGAAAAAGAUUGUUUCUAAAGUGACAAAAGUUCUUCAACAUAUGAAGGAAACACUAGAAACGAAAACUUACGCGUUAAUAACAAGAGAAAAAGUUAGGCCGAAGGCUUUACGUUUAUACGAACCGGAUAUCCAGGAAGUUUUUACUGGAGGUAAAUUAUCAAAACUGUCUCGUGAUGCCUCAGAAAGAAAGCGACUACAGGGCAAAUAUAAAAAGGAGAUGAAGGGUGCGCUAAGAGAAAUAAGAAGAGACAAGUCCUAUAUUGCGUCUGUUAAGAUACGACAAAAGAUACAGAGCGACAACGUAAGAAAAGAGAAGGUAAAACAGAUCUAUAAGGACGCGUCUAUACAACAAGGAGAGUUGAAUAAGUUGAAACGAGGAAAAUGAUUUGUUAAUAAAUGUGCUUCGAAAUUG